Strigops habroptila (Kakapo) is the source of this 755-nucleotide messenger RNA. RefSeq names its product small nuclear ribonucleoprotein polypeptide F (gene SNRPF). Gene Ontology annotation, molecular function: RNA binding. Bases 438 to 698 code for a protein of 86 amino acids. Gene Ontology annotation, biological process: mRNA splicing, via spliceosome; spliceosomal snRNP assembly. NCBI's taxonomy places the organism in Eukaryota, Metazoa, Chordata, Aves, Psittaciformes, Psittacidae. Gene Ontology annotation, cellular component: catalytic step 2 spliceosome; U1 snRNP. The transcript is spliced from 4 exons. The record is from RefSeq and is a predicted model, not a curated record.
GCUGCCGGUCUGCGGCGGCACAGCAAGCCCCUCGGGGGCUGCGGGGCGACUGAGGCACAACAAGAGAGCCGGGAGGGCGGGAAAGCCCCCACUACCCCGCGGCACACCAGCAACCCACAGCGCCUCCCGCCCCGGCGGCCCCGCGCUAACCCCGCCCCGCCCACCGGUUGGUUGGAAAAGGGGAAAGGACACCCAGGCCGGCCAAUAAGAGAGGCUCUCGGCGCUGCAGAGCCAAUGGGAGCCUCGCUUUUCGCUUCCCGCGUGGGAGAGCCUCAGCCUAUUGAGAAGUGCGCGGCGAUAGGGACGAGGGGCCGGAGGUGGGAGCGGCGCCCCCGGAAGUGGAAGCCUGGUCGGCGCGGCGGCCUGUUCUGUCGGCGCUCCGAGGCCUUCCCGCGUGGGCCUGCGUGUGCCGGGCCGCUGCCGCGAGCCGCGCCGCCAUGAGCCUGCCCCUCAACCCGAAGCCGUUCCUGAACGGGCUGACGGGGAAGCCGGUGAUGGUGAAGCUGAAGUGGGGGAUGGAGUACAAGGGGUACCUCGUCUCCGUUGACGGCUACAUGAACAUGCAGCUGGCAAACACAGAGGAGUACAUAGACGGUGCGCUGUCGGGACACCUGGGUGAAGUCUUGAUAAGGUGCAAUAAUGUUUUGUACAUCAGAGGUGUGGAAGAAGAGGAAGAAGAUGGAGAAAUGAGAGAAUAAGUGUGUUGUAUAUCUGGAAAUAAACUUUUUUCUUUUUUGUUUUCCAUACUUUUCUAA